This is a messenger RNA of Olea europaea var. sylvestris, 1068 nucleotides long. Its product is annotated as axial regulator YABBY 1. The transcript has 7 exons. Gene Ontology annotation, biological process: regulation of shoot apical meristem development; multicellular organism development; abaxial cell fate specification. Lineage: Eukaryota; Viridiplantae; Streptophyta; Magnoliopsida; Lamiales; Oleaceae. The coding region runs from base 178 to 813 and encodes 211 amino acids. The record is from RefSeq and is a predicted model, not a curated record. Gene Ontology annotation, cellular component: nucleus.
CUUUCUCUUCAUCUACUUCUUGUCUUUGAUAUCUAAAAAAACAUUCAGAAAAUCAGAUCCAAGGUGGUUUAUCUGUCAAAACCCACCUAUAUAUAAAUACCUUGAUCAGUCAAUCUAUCAAUCAAUCAAAUCAUAACACAGGAAAAUCAUCGUCAAAGAGAAAGUUAAAGAAAAAAUAUGUCUUCUUCAUCUGCUUUUACACCGGACCACCACCACCUCUCUCCUUCGGAGCAGCUCUGUUACGUCCAUUGCAACUUUUGUGACACUGUCCUCGCGGUGAGUGUUCCUUGCACGAUUUUGUUCAAGACUGUGACUGUGCGAUGCGGCCAUUGCACCAACCUUCUGUCUGUGAACAUGCGGGGAAUGCUUCUACCCACUUCAAAUCAGCUUCACUUUGGACACUCAUUCUUCUCUCCUCAGAAUCUUCUGGAAGAGAUUCGGAACUCGCCAUCCAACUUGUUGAUCAAUCAGCCCAAUCCCAAUGAGUCUCUGAUGCCAAUUCGAGGAAUAGAAGAGCUUCCUAAGCCUCCAGUUGCUAACAGACCACCGGAGAAGCGACAGAGAGUGCCAUCUGCUUACAACCGGUUUAUUAAGGACGAGAUCCAACGUAUCAAAGCCGGAAACCCAGAUAUAAGCCAUAGGGAGGCCUUUAGCGCUGCUGCAAAGAAUUGGGCCCACUUCCCACACAUUCACUUUGGACUUAUGCCUGAUCAACCCGUGAAGAAAACUAAUGUGUGCCAACAGGAAGGAGAAGAUGUUCUGAUGAAAGAUGGGUUUCUUGCUCCUGCCAACGUGGGCGUGUCUCCCUACUGAGAAAGUGAAGAAGCUGGUUGGAUAUUGCUCUCUUUGCUAAUCAGUCUUUAUAUUUAGUUUCUGCAAUUAGGGUUUAAUGUCAUGCUUUCUUUCGAGGAGACUUUCUUAGCUUCAAAUGCUUGUGGUGGGAGAGGAUUUUGAUGUAAACUGUUUGCUAAUGCUAAAUACUAAUCUCUCUGAAACCCAUUUGACAAUGAAACUUGUUUAUGUAUAAUAUUUCUCGUGGAUUAUACUAUUAAAUCAAUAUUUCCUCUA